Myotis lucifugus (little brown bat) is the source of this 905-nucleotide messenger RNA. RefSeq names its product exosome component 6 (gene EXOSC6). The record is from RefSeq and is a predicted model, not a curated record. Gene Ontology annotation, biological process: rRNA catabolic process; poly(A)-dependent snoRNA 3'-end processing; nuclear mRNA surveillance. Lineage: Eukaryota; Metazoa; Chordata; Mammalia; Chiroptera; Vespertilionidae. Gene Ontology annotation, cellular component: nuclear exosome (RNase complex); cytoplasmic exosome (RNase complex); nucleolus.
AUCCCGACAGCCCUCGCGAGGCGCGCGGCGGAAGCGGCUCGCACGCCUGGCGCCGCCAUGCCCGGGGACCAUCGCCGCAUCCGCGGACCCGAGGAAUCGCAGCCGCCGCAGCUGUACGCGGCGGAGGAGGACGAGGCGCCCGACCCCCGAGACCCCUCUCGGCUGCGGCCCGUGUACGCGCGCGCCGGGCUGCUGAGCCAGGCCAAGGGCUCGGCCUACCUGGAGGCGGGAGGCACCAAGGUGCUGUGCGCCGUGUCGGGCCCGCGCCAGGAAGAGCGCGCCGCCGCCUGCCUCACGGUGGCGCUCAUGCCGGUGCUCAACCAGGUGGGCCGGGCUGCUGGGGCAGUGGGGAGGGGGGGCCCGACCGAGAGCUGGGUCGAAGCCGUGCGCAUGGGUCUCGAGGGCUGCCAGCGCCUCUAUCCUGUGCUGCAGCAGUGCCUGGUGCGGGCUGCCCGCCGGAGGAGCGCCGCGGCCCCGUCCUGAACCAGAAGCCGGAGGAAGGACGGACGCCCAGGACCCUCCUGCUGCCGCCGCCGCCGCCGCCCGACGGCUUCCAGGCUGCGCCGCCCUGAGAACUCGGAGCCCCUGAGGCUCUGGGGAGACGCGCCCGGGACUGAUGCACUGGACAGCUGUGCCGGAACAGUUUUGUACGCACGGACUGGUUAGCGAUCCUUUUCUACUGAAGCUGGAUCUUCGCCCGACCCCCGUUGGAAAGGACAUCGGCCGGGCAGAGGUGGAAAGUGGGACCCGACGCCACUGCUGCCUUGUGAGGGAUGGACCCCGUGCAGGCGGGCCAGUGACUCCCUCUGUAACUGGGCUGCUGUUGAGAGAGCGGACAAGGGGGCGGUGCCUUCUCACUUAUAUCUGAGCUGCAACAGAACAAAAAACCCUUUUCUAUCUGCAAA